AUGAGUACAGAUCCUUCUAAUACUAUUAAAUUUCUGCAUGGAGUGGGCGGUGUUGCCGAUGUUGUUGGUUAUCCUACUAAGCUCUGGUAUGCGACAAAGAAAUAUUCUAUAAAUGGUACAAUAUCUACAGUAGCUAUUAACACUUGGGUGCAGUUCUCUUUAGCUUAUAUUGCUGCAAUUAUGAUUACUCGUAAUGAUCUAAGUUUUCUCACAAAUAUAUUAGAUCCAAGUGCAAUCUCAUUAUAUGCUCUCGUUUCCCUCGUGCUUGUAGCGGCUUUUUUAACUUCUGUUACCCUUAAAUAUAUACACAAGCAAGAAAUAAAAGAUGAAGAUUUCAUAAACGAAGAAAUUAGAGGUGGACAAAGUGAUGGGAUAAAUCAUCUUGCUCAAGAUGCGCGGGCAAUAGAAAUUUUUCCUGGUGUAAGGCAUAUAACUGAUAAAAAAAUUUCAAUAAUUGUACCUAUUGCUGAAAAGCAGGGAACAGCAUUAGAAAAUCAGGCAGCGGAAAAUAGGAAUAAAGUUAUUUUUAUUACUGUACCAUAUGUAAUCAGUAGUCUAAUUGUAACUAUUGCGCUUGGAAAAUUCGGCUUUGCCAAUAUACGUGGGUGGGAAGAGAUAUCUUUCAUCUCAAUGGUAGUUGCCAUUGCUGUUGUUGGUGCUUUAGUGGCAUUGAGUAAACUAAAAGAUAACAAAAUAAAACAGAUGUCUAAUACUACAGUAAAAUUUGGAAGCCCAAACAUUAUUCCUUUUUUCAAUACUUUUGUUCCUUUCUCAAAGGGUAAAACUGCGUUAGUAAUGGAAAACAAGGUUGAAAGUAGUGAAAACAAUGAUAUAGUAUCUCGGGCAUUGAAGUUAGUGGAUAGACGAUUAACUGACUUUAUUGGCGUAAUUGACAAUAGCGUUUUGAAACCUUUAAGCGCCAAAGCCCAGAAAACACUUGAUGGUGUAAGAGCUGAUAUUCGUACUCUAUUUAAUACAUUAGAAGCAAAUAUAACAAAAGAUGUAGAUGGAGUAAAAACAACUGCUGAUAAAGCAAUUACUGAAUGUCUGCAAAACAUUGCUAACAGUGUUAAUGAGUUAUGCAAGGGGGUUGAAGGGGGUGUAAAAAAUAAACUGGAUGAAGUAAAUGUAGAGGAGAUAAUGAUUCUAGUAAAUCAUUUUAGUAAGUUGGCAAAAACUUUGGAGGAUAGGUUAGCUAGGCUUGUACCAGGUAGAGUGGGUGGGCUGGCUGCAGCUGGCUUUAGUGAUACAAGAAUGCCUGAUGCAUCAUUUGAUAGAGUUCCAGCUUCAAAUGAAUUUAUGGGUAUGUUGCAAAGAUGUAAUGAACAAAUAGAGAAGCUAGCGAAAGAGUUGAAGGAAAGGCAAGGUCAACCUAAUAACACAAGAGCAACAUUAGAGACAAUACGGACAGUAGAAGAACCAUUAGCAGAAAGGGGGCAAAAGAAGCAAGGUCCAACAGACCCAGAAGAUAGUGGUCAUGACUCUCUUUCUGAGUCUGGCGAUGGAGAUAAUGCUGCUAAUCCAUCAGAUAGUGAGGAAGAUAGAUUACGUAAAAUAAAGGAGGAUUUGGAAUCACAAGAAAGAAUACGAAUUCUGAAAAAACAGAUCAAAGAACUUGAAGCAAAAUAUGCAGAAGAAGAAAAGCAAGAAGAAAGAGCUGUAUGGAAGGAAGCACUCAAUGGUCCUCCAAGAGCCUUUUUCCAUCACCUACUUGGAUCCAUUGAUUUGAUAAUAAAUGGUAAAAAAGUCACAUUACAAAGCGUAGAUAACAAAUUCGUAGCUCACAUGAAAAACGGUGCUCAGAUAACUUUUGAUAUUCAUGCACAAGAAAAGACUGUUGAACAGCCAGAAGUUGUUCCACCUGAUACAAAUGUGGAUGUGAAAAAUCCAAGCAUUGAAGCGAUGUAUGUAGCAGCUUGUCCAGGUUGA
Messenger RNA from Cinara cedri, 1929 nucleotides. Lineage: Eukaryota; Metazoa; Arthropoda; Insecta; Hemiptera; Aphididae. The record is from the annotation of a GenBank genome assembly.